This is a messenger RNA of Ilex paraguariensis (yerba mate), 279 nucleotides long. NCBI's taxonomy places the organism in Eukaryota, Viridiplantae, Streptophyta, Magnoliopsida, Aquifoliales, Aquifoliaceae. The record is from the annotation of a GenBank genome assembly.
UUGGUUCCUACAUUUCAUUGUCACAGCUUUUAUUGUGGCCUUCGGAUUGCUCUACUUGUUGAAGGUCACGGCCUCCAAGUAUUUUGUUGUCGACGCCAAUUUCGACGAGUCCGAGUCUGUGUAUUCUUCUUCUACUACUACUACUUCUUCUUCUUCCUCUGCCGGUUAUACAUCUUCAUCCACGAUGCCAGGGUUUAUUGGGACCCACAGCGAUUCCUGCAUUGUAUGUGGGAAUUUAACCAAGAAGCAUUGUUCUGGUUGCAAAAUGGUCAAAUACUG